Messenger RNA from Tachysurus fulvidraco (yellow catfish), 4396 nucleotides. RefSeq names its product coiled-coil domain-containing protein 73. The transcript has 20 exons. Lineage: Eukaryota; Metazoa; Chordata; Actinopteri; Siluriformes; Bagridae. The coding region runs from base 633 to 3728 and encodes 1031 amino acids. The record is from RefSeq and is a predicted model, not a curated record.
AUCAUUGGUUCAGGUAUAAGUAAAGCAAUUUUUUUUUUAAUUCUUCAUGUCUAAACAUUACAAUGGUCAUUUACAAUGUGGUGUAAAGAGAAAAGACUACAGGGGUUCUGUAUCAUAGCUGAACCUGCGCUCAGGCCCAAUCCUCUGAAGUUGGGACAUGCAAAGAAACAAUGUCACUGUGUAACCCUAUUCUAUUCUCACUCACUCACUCAUUUUCUACCGCUUUAUCCGAACUAAUCGGGUCACGGGGAGCCUGUGCCUAUCCCAGGCGUCAUCGGGCAUCAAGGCAGGAUACACCCUGGACGGAGUGCCAACCCAUCGCAGGGCACACCUAUUCUAUUCUGUUCCAUUCUAUUCUAUUCUAUUCUAUUCUAUUCUAUUCUAUUCUAUUCUAUGUAGUGACAACUAUUCACUUUGGGACAGUCUUUAUAUGGACAGGGCCGCACCCUUAAUCUAAUGACCGAAAAGCCAUGUGCAGUUCAAAUAGUACAUUAAGGCAUCUGAUUGGUCCAAUCUUGGACGGAUAAAGUUGUGGUUUCAGGACCUGAUUUUAUUGGCUGUUGUUUCUCGAAGGUUCCUCAGGUGAAUGAUUAGCUGUUCACUAAUAAGCCAGGUAAUCUGUUCAGAGUCAAAUGGAGUUUAGCGCUGACAUUGAAACGCAUCUUCUCGGGGCUGUGCCUGACCUGGAUCGUGAUAACUACAAACUGAAGUCGUCAGACGUUGUACCCGAAACGGACAGUGGAAUAAUUUCAGUACAGCUUCUUGAAUUUAAGACGAGCCUCCUGGAAGCAGUGGAGGAACUGUACAUUCACAGGGAUGCUGAGACACGUCACGAGGCUCAGGUCUGUAAACUCGUCCUGGAGAAGCAAGAACUAGAGUGGCAGAAGGAGUCUUUACAAAAUCAAAUCAGCAGGAUGACAAACGAACGAUCCGAAUCCCUCACUGCUGUUAGAAAGCAGGCUCAGAUUCAAGGAAUAGAAGAAGAAAAGGGGAAACACCAACUGAGUGCUGAAUUAAAGGACAAAGAGAUUAGCAGCCUAAAGGAAGAGUUGAAGUCGCUGCAGUUGUCCAAGUACAGUUCGGAGAAGAAAUUAAGCGAGCUGGAGCAGAAGGUGCAGCUGCAGUCUCAGGUGAGGGACAGCCAUCUGAAUCAGCUGGGAGAGGUGGAGAAGCGUUUUAGGACGAUAUCAAGGCAGUGUGCCGUGGUCAGACAGGUGCAUGAGAAACUGGAGCAGAACGUCGAGGAGGCAAUGCGGAUUAACGAGAAAAUUGUGUCCAUCAACAAAAAACAAGAAUCUACAAUUGCUGCCCUGAAAAAGGAUGUGGAGAGGCUAAACAGUGAGCUGGUAAAAAGCAAAGUCGUGUCCAUCUGCAGAUCCGGAGACAAAAGUGCUUAUUGCCUCCUGAAAGCCCAGGAACUGCAGGAGCUUAAACACAGGCUGACUGUGGAGACUGAACUGAAUAAGAAGAUGAGAAAUGAAAUUGCUGUAGAAAGAGCAGAGAAGAAGGAGCUUAUGCACACCCUCCAACAUGCACAGGAGCUGCUACAGACCCAGACGCAGGCUGUGAGCCGAACUGAGCAACAGCUCCACAUACACACAGAGGAGUACCAGGUCCUUAAACGAGAACAUGAAAUGGUCCGAGAGAUGAGUAAAGAAAAAGAGGACAGACUUGUGCGCUUGAUCGACGACUACAAACGUACCAAAACGAUUUUGGAAGAAGAGAUAGAGACUCUUCAUGCAAAGAUGCAGGCAGACCAGGAAGAGCUGAAAGCUGUUAAAAAGUCAUGUGAUCAUCUUCAUGAGAAACACCAACAACGAUCCUCUCUUCUGGUACAUCAAGCAAGAGAAAUUCAUGGCUUGGAGAAGGAUGACUCUGACAUCCAAACAAAUUCUCCUACCAGCUUAAACUGUGAUAUUGAUGUAGACAGGGACACGUCUUUAGAUGGAGAAGCCUGUCAAGCCAGUCCUCGGAAUAACUGUGAGCAUAUGAGGCAUUGCAAAGAAGAUGAAGACAUUCCAGAUGAAAGGACUGCUGAGUGUCAAGAAGCGGCAAUAGGCGGAGAAAACGAUGAGGUUAAUGUUCGUUCACAGAUGGAUCGAACAACUCUGGCGCUUCUGCCUUCAGAAGGCCUUGAGGCUUUGGCUCCAGAUCAGUCAGAGACAAGUGAGAGAGUCGGUGGAACUGAUGUGACAAAUCAGCAGAUAGAUCCAGCUGUCAAACAAGAAGCUGGCGUCCGUGAAAGCGCCCCAGUGCUCAGAGUGUUUGCUAAUGGUUCCCCUUCAGACACAGUGCAAAGUUAUACAGAAAUCUGUCUCGCUAAGCUAUCAGAACCCCAAACCAGGUCUGUUUAUGGUGUGGCCAGUGACCCGGUGACGUCUGAACCCAGGGUUAUGCUAGCGGAGAUGAAUCUGUGUGUCUAUGAAAGACAAGAGUGCCAGACACCAGAUAAACACACAUCCGAGACAUCUCAGGACGGUGACUUGAAAGGAGUCGAGCUUCAAUUUGUAGCACCUGAGAUAAAUAAGGCUCCCUGUGCCUUAACAAAUAGUGAUAGUAAACCUCGCAUUGAAGAAGCAGUCAUUUUUGUGGAAGACAGUAAAGAACCAGGACAUGCAGAUAACAGGAGUCCUACAAAUUACGGACAAUCAGGCGUAGCGACUUCAAGUCCACAGCAGAGCAUCAUUCCUCAAGAGUCAGAAGUUUCUCAUGAAGAACUUUCUCUAAUACUAACCACUGCCUCCAUUUCUGACACAUCCUUUAGUCAAUUACAAGGAAGUCCUGACAUUUUGGAAGAUAUGGACAACCACACCAGCGUCACUAAGGCAAAAUGUAUCUCAGAAUCCAAGUCGAAUGCCGUUUCCUAUCCUGCCGAAUCUUCCUCUCAGAGCACUGUGUUUAUCAUGGCUAACAUUGCAGAAGAUCAAGAUGGAAAUAAAACAGACGAUGUCUGUACUUCUGCUUUAUCUGCGCAGAGCAACGUGCAAAAUGCAGAAGCAUCUCCAGAUCCACAGAUCUCAAACACACAGAAUGAUCCUGUGUUCAGCGAAGAAGCAAAUGAUGCAGAAGUGCAAAUUAGUGGCAUAGAACCUGAUAACAAUGAUGGAAGCCAUAGAUGUGGGUCAUCUCGUGUGUUGGACGCGCCUUUGAAAGAAACAACGGAUGCACAAAUGAAUGGUCCACAAAGUGCGGCAACGUUACAAACGAACAAACCCUUAGCACCCCUGAGAGUGUUCAUUUCUGAGCAGAAAUCUGUGCUGCCUUCUGGCUUCCAGGACCUUCUCAGAUCAUUGCGUGUCCCUGAUUUUCCAAAGUCCACACUGAAAAAGCGAGGCAGACCUCUCGACAAGGCGCACGUUUCAGACGUCCAUCCUGACCGAAAAAACAAUCACUGCAGGGAAUGGAACGCGAUAAAAGAAACGUUUUCUGAAAUCUCAGCUGAAAAGGAGAGCAGAAUUCCCAUCUCGUUUGGUUCAGCUCAGCCAGGCAGCCCAGCGGCGUGCUCUGUGGGUAAUGGACUGCGUCAGAAUUGCACUGUUACUCCCCCUCCCAGACUGCACAGCUUGGGAAAAGUGUCUCUGCCCGUGUGUGAGGAUCGAACGCCCACGCUUCUUGAGAAAGAGGACCUUCAGACGUCUGACAUCAGGUCCCAAAUCGCCAAGAUUGAGCAGCUCCUCUCUUCGGAAGGUCACAGACCUCAAAAAAGAUGUAGGGUAGAUGAGUUCUAGGUUUAGUUUAAAAGACUUAGAUUAAGUGCAUUGUCUUUAUAUUAACAUACGAGUUGUUCUAAAGCUUGGACAGGUUCUUUUUGGUUUGUUUGUUUGUUUGUUUGUUUGUUUGUUUGUUUGUUUGUGUCACAUGUAACAGAAACAUGUAUCAGAACUUUGUUAGAUAUAUCACAGCUAUCUCGAUCUUAAAUGUAUUGUUUUUUUCUUUAUGUGAAACACGGCCCAGAAAGAUGGGCUCUGUUCUUUCCCCUACUAAUACACAAGGUAAGCUGCUUCACAUAAAACAUGUUAAUUGCAGCUGUAAAGCCAAUUAACACUAAUUACUCCCUGGAUGGCCUGUCUUUUCCUCUGAGGACAUUCAAUUCAAUUUGCCAAACACAAACUGCCAACAACUAUAUCUUGUGUUAAUUAAAACAUUCGAGUACCAGGAAUCAAUUAAUGCACAUUAACCCAAAUUAGUAAAUGCAAAUGAUUCGUUAGGUUUAUGUUCUCAAUAAGGAGGUUGUUUAGAUCAUACGGACAUAUGUUAGGGCGAUACAGAUGACAAAACGUGUUGCCGCUCCUGGUCAAGUAGAGAGUUUAUGUUGUAGAACAGUCAGCAGAUGUUAAUGAGCUUUUCAAUCCAACUGAAAAAGCAGCAGGAUUAAAAUCUUACGUUGUUUACAUUA